UUCAGCGGAAAGGAAAAGCUCCUGCACGUACCCCACGUUCGUGCCGCCUCCACACCACCCGCCGUCUACAGCAUAACCAGCACGGUCAUGGCGCGCGUGUCGCUGAUCCUCGCCGCCGCGGUGCUCGCGUGCGCGGUGCUCGCCACCAGGCAUGCGGCCGCCGCCGGGGCCGGGGCCGCCGCCGCCGCCGCCGCCGGCCCGGCGGCCCCCGCCCCCGGCGGCUUCGCCUGCAACCCACUCAAGGACAAGACGUGCAAGCUGGGGGAACCCAAGGCGCCGGAGGACACGGAGGAGGAGGGCGGGCUCGGCACGAAGCUGCCGUCCCUGACGUCCAUCUCCAUUCCUGGCGCCGGCAAGGUCGACCGCGACGGCGAUGGAGACACCGACGAGGACGACGAGCUGCCGUCGUUCGACACCCACAUGACCAUCCUCGGCCACUGAGAGGAUCCAAGCCUGACUUCUAAGCACAUGGUUGUAGUAUCUUCUUGCAUUUGCGUUGCUUGUGUAGUUGUGUUGCUGCCCAGAAGAAAGAAACAGAAAAAAGGAAAAAAGGAAAGAGAUGAGAGAGUGAGCGUGUCACGAUGAUCCCCGCUAGCUGAUGACGAAAUUUGCCAGUUGCUCUUGUUUCUUGUUAAUAUCGUUCAAGUUCAGAUAUUAGUUCUAAAUUCUAGUCGAUUUGGCCUCGUUUUGGUCUUCAUAUUAUUGGCAUUGAAUAAUGUUUGAGCUUGGUCUACAAA
Triticum aestivum (bread wheat) is the source of this 737-nucleotide messenger RNA. RefSeq lists its product as uncharacterized. The record is from RefSeq and is a predicted model, not a curated record. Bases 88 to 441 code for a protein of 117 amino acids. The transcript has a single exon. Lineage: Eukaryota; Viridiplantae; Streptophyta; Magnoliopsida; Poales; Poaceae.